AUGCAAACUAGUGAUAAAACAAAAGAAAUGUUUAUCGUAAGGGCUUUGGAAAAAAUUUUAGCAGAUAAGGAUAUUAAAAAAUCCCACCACUCCCAGCUUAAAAGAGCUUGCGAGGUAGCUUUGGAGGAAAUUAAAGCGGAAUUAAAAAAUUCAAGCGAGUCCAAUGCGGCAUCAUCAGCUUUACCAUUACCAAAAAAAGAUACGACAACAGUUACUGCGGAAAAAUAUUUUUUACCUUUUGAAUUAGUAUGUCAAUCGAAAUCAUCGAGAAUAGUUGUCACAGCCUUAGACUGUUUGCAAAAACUAAUAGCUUAUGGUCAUCUGACUGGAAAUGUGCCUGAUUCGACAACACAGAAAAAAUUUUUAAUAGAUAGAAUUGUUGAUACAAUAUGCUCAUGUUUUACCGGACCGGCAACGGAUGAUGGAGUACAAUUACAAAUAAUAAAAGCUCUUUUAACCGUUGUCACGAGUCAACACGUUCAAGUUCAUCAAAAAACUCUUUUGAACGCCGUCAAAACUUGUUACAAUAUUUAUUUGGCGAGUAAAAAUUUAGUCAAUCAAACGACGGCGAGAGCUACACUGACGCAAAUGCUUAAUGUUAUUUUCACACGAAUGGAAAAUCAAGCCUUGGAAGAACAAUAUAAAAAUAAUAAUCAAAAAUCUGAUGAUUCCAACAGGGAUAAAAAACAAUCUUUUGUAAAUUCCAACAAAACAAAUUCGAACGAAAUUCAAUCUUCUUCUUCUUCUUCCACCGAAGGCAUUUCAAAAACCGAUGAUAAAAUAACAGAAAACGGUAUCGCGAAUUCUUUGGAUGUCGACGUGAAAAAAGAAGAUGUCGUUUCUGCUGCUACAAAUUCAUUCGAUGAAUUUCCCACUUCCGAAGAGGCCUUUGACGAAUCUGUCGCCGAGAAAAAAUCCGAUUCUGAUAUAAUCAAAGAAGUAUUAAAUAAAAUAAUAACCGAUGUUGAAUCAAUAUGCGAAAAUGGUUCCGACACGUUGAGCGUUCCGUCCGGUCAAAGCGAAGACAUGAAUUCAAUUGAAAAUGACCAAUCUUCGCUCCCGAAAUUUACUCAUGUGUUACAAAUAGAUGCCUUUUUAGUAUUUCGUUCCUUGUGUUUGCUUUCGAUGAAAUCAUUGCCCGAAGGAAUUCCCGAUCCGAAAUCUCACGAGCUUCGGUCAAAGAUCCUUUCCCUACAUUUGCUAUUAUCAAUACUACAGGGUGCCGGACCUGUUUUUAGGUCCAACGAAAAAUUCAUAACGACGAUAAAAAGUUAUUUGUGCGUCGCAUUGAGCAACAACGGCGUAUCAAACGUUCCGGAAGUUUUCGAACUUUCCCUAUCGAUAUUUUUGGCACUUUUGUCAAAUUUUAAAUUGCAUUUAAAAAAACAAAUUGAAGUUUUUUUCAAAGAGAUUUUUUUAAACAUACUCGAAACGAGUAGCAGUUCGUUCGAGCAUAAAUGGAUGGUCAUACAAGCGUUGACGAGAAUUUGCGCGGAUGCUCAAAGCGUCGUAGAUAUUUACGUUAAUUACGAUUGCGAUUUGACGGCGGCAAAUUUAUUCGAAAGACUCGUCAACGAUUUGUCUAAAAUAGCUCAGGGAAGGCAAGCCUUUGAACUGGGUGCGACGCCGAAUCAAGAGAAAUCAAUGAGGAUUCGUGGUUUGGAAUGUUUGGUAUCGAUACUUAAAUGCAUGGUGGAAUGGAGUCGAGAUCUUUAUAUAAAUCCCAACAGUCAGAGCGUAUUAGGCGCCGCCGACAAACAUGCGACGAGUCAAGAUGUCGAUUCGAUUCCUUCGCAGGGAAUAAAAAGUGAAAGUUUAAAAUCGUUCGGGAGUACGAAUUCUUUGAAUUCCGCGGAAUCGAGCGUCAACAAAGAAAUCCCGGACACGCCUCAACAAUUUGAGGUUUUGAAACACCAGAAAGAAAUAUGGGAAACGGGAAUCGAAAUGUUUAACAGGAAACCCAAAAAGGGUAUAAAAUAUUUGCAAGAUCAUAAACUUCUCUCGGAAAAUCUCAUCGAAAUAGCUAAUUGGCUUAUUAAUAACGAUAGACUGGACAAAACCGCCAUUGGAGAUUUUCUCGGUGAUAACGAUGAUUUUAGCAAGGCUGUGAUGUAUUUCUACGUUGAUUUAUUAAAUUUCAAAGAUAAGGAUCUUGUUUCAGCGUUGAGACAAUUUUUGGAAGGAUUUAGGUUACCCGGAGAAGCGCAGAAAAUCGAUAGACUCAUGGAAAAAUUUGCUAGUCGUUAUUGUGAAUGCAAUCCAAAUAACGGAUUGUUCUCAAGUGCCGAUACCGCUUACGUGUUAGCCUAUUCAAUCAUCAUGUUGACAACGGAUCUUCAUUCGCCUCAAGUCAAAAGCAAAAUGACAAAAGAGCAAUACAUAAAAUUAAACAGGGGAAUCAGCGACAGCAAAGAUUUACCCGAAGAAUAUUUAUCGGAAAUAUACGAUGAAAUAGCCGGUCACGAAAUCAAAAUGAAGGGAAACAUUUCGAAGCCGGGAAAACAAGUCAUAUCGAGCGAGAAAAAAAGGAGAGUCAUAUGGAACAUGGAAAUGGAAAUGAUAUCGUCGACGGCGAAAAAUCUCAUGGAAUCCGUGAGUCACGUUCAGGCUCCCUUCACGACGGCCAAACAUUUAGAACACGUGAGACCCAUGUUCAAAAUGGCGUGGACUCCUUUUCUCGCGGCUUUCAGCGUCGGUUUGCAAGAUUGCGACGAUCCGGAAAUUGCGCUUUUGUGUUUAGACGGUAUUCGUUGUGCCAUUAGAAUAGCAUGCAUAUUUCAAAUGAAGCUGGAAAGAAAUGCGUACGUUCAAGCAUUGGCGAGGUUCACGUUACUCACGGCUAAUUCACCCAUAACGGAAAUGAAAUCGAAAAAUAUAGAUACGAUAAAAACGUUGAUAACCGUCGCUCACACGGAUGGAAAUUAUUUGGGAAAAUCAUGGUUAGACAUAAUUAAAUGCAUUAGUCAAUUAGAAUUAGCACAGCUCAUCGGUACGGGAGUCCGUCCGCAGUUUCUUGCGGGUUCGACAAAUAAAAAAGACAAUCAUUAUUCAUUCCAUUCAUCACUCGAAAAUCAAACGGAACUCAAAUUCAGUUUGAAUUCUUUAGAUCCUAGCGUUAAAGAAAGCAUCGGGGAGACAAGUUCGCAAAGCGUCGUCGUUGCCGUCGAUAGAAUAUUCACGGGUUCGACGAGACUCGACGGAGAUGCCAUAGUGGAUUUCGUUGUCGCACUUUGUCAAAUGUCCGUCGACGAACUCGACAAUUCGACACAUCCGAGAAUGUUCAGCUUGCAAAAAAUCGUAGAAAUUUCUUAUUACAACAUGGGAAGGAUAAGGCUUCAGUGGUCGAGGAUUUGGCAGGUUUUGGGAGAGCAUUUCAACAAAGUCGGUUGCAACGCGAACGAAGACAUUGCUUUUUUCGCCGUCGACUCUUUGCGUCAACUCUCGAUGAAAUUCAUCGAAAAAGGAGAGUUUGCAAAUUUCAGGUUUCAAAAAGAAUUUCUCAGGCCUUUCGAAGUCAUAAUGAAAAAAAAUAGGAAUCCCGCCAUACGGGACAUGGUUGUGAGAUGCAUAGCUCAAAUGGUUAACAGUCAGGCUCAUAACAUUCGUUCGGGUUGGAAAAAUAUUUUCAGCGUCUUUCAUUUGGCCGCAUCGGAUCAAGAUGGAAGCAUCGUGGAAUUAGCAUUUUCGACGACUGGAAAAAUCAUAAAUGAGUUGUACCAACAGUAUUUUGCCAUAAUGAUUGAUUCGUUUCAAGAUGCCGUUAAAUGCCUUUCAGAAUUUGCUUGUAAUUCAAAUUUUCCCGAUAUCUCGAUGGAAUCUAUUAGACUGAUUCGUACGUGUGCCGUUUUCGUAAAUGAAAAACCUAAUUUGUUUAUGGAACACGUGAUGGAAGAAGGACACCAGGUUGCACCGGAAGACAGAGCUUGGGUGAGAGGUUGGUUUCCGCUUUUGUUCGAAUUGUCUUGCAUUGUUAACCGUUGUAAAUUAGAUGUGAGAACGAGAGCGUUGACUGUCCUCUUCGAAAUCGUCAAAACUCACGGGGAUGCAUUUAAACAACACUGGUGGAAAGAUUUGUUUCAAGUUUUGUUUAGAAUUUUCGACAACAUGAAACUUCCGGAAUUAUUUACCGAAAAAGCCGAGUGGAUGACGACCACUUGCAAUCACGCAUUGUAUGCAAUCGUCGACGUAUUUAGUCAGUAUUUCGAAAUGUUGGGCCCGAUGUUGCUCGAGGAUUUAUACGUUCAGUUGCUUUGGUGCGUUCAACAGGAUAACGAACAGCUCGCACGUUCCGGAACGAAUUGCUUGGAAAAUUUAGUCAUAUCCAACGGUUCGAAAUUUUCCAAUAAAAUAUGGGAUAAAACGUGUCAGUGCGUCAUAGACAUAUUUAAUUCGACAGUACCGUCGGCUUUGCUCACGUGGCGACCGCAAAACAAUCAAAGUGACCUUGAUAUAAUUAAUUCGAAAGAAAACAGUUCAAAAGAUGUAGAAAAAGAAAUAGUUCCUUAUCCGAAACCCAUUUUAAAAGUUUCGAGUAAUAAAUCGUCGUCGUCGUCGUCGUCGUCGUCGACGUCGCCAUCAUCCGCCGACGGAGGAGAUGAUAAAAAUGAUCAAAACAAAGAACAGAAAUUAUUUUCCGUUUUGUUAAUUAAAUGCAUUGUUCAAUUGGAAUUGAUACAAACGAUCGACAACAUCGUUUUUUAUCCGGCUACGUCGCGGAAAGAAGAUCAGGAAAAUUUAGCUUUGGCUCAAGCUGAUUUGCUUCACGCGGAAAAAGGUGUCGUGAACGAACAGCAAAGAGAAGAGCAAGGAAUGUAUAGAAAUCUCAGCAGCAAACAUUUGUUUCUCCUCGUCGAUUGUUUGCUGGAAUCUCACAGGUUCGCAAAAUCAUUCAACAGCAAUCACGAUCAAAGGAACAUACUUUGGAAAGCGGGAUUCAAGGGAACGGUCAAACCGAAUCUUCUCAAACAGGAAACUCAAAGUCUCGCGUGCGUUCUCAGGAUACUUUUUAAAAUGUAUUGCGACGAAACGCGACAGGAAGACUGGAUGAAAAUACAAUGUAAAUUAAUAGCCGUGUGCAAAGAAGCUCUGGAAUAUUUUUUGUGCCUACAAUCGGAAAGUCACAGAGACGCGUGGACGUGCAUUUUGCUGUUGGUUCUCACGAGAAUAUUUAAAAUGAACGACGAAAGGUUUGGAGCUCACGCUUCGAGUUAUUAUUCGCUCCUUUGCGAACUCAUGUGUUUCGAUUUGAAACCAGAAUUACGUUCCGUCCUAAGAAGAUUUUUCCUACGAAUCGGUCCGGUGUUUGGAAUAACUUCUGGAAAAGGAGAAAAACAAAAUAAUUGA
Messenger RNA from Pediculus humanus corporis (human body louse), 5343 nucleotides. Its product is annotated as Brefeldin A-inhibited guanine nucleotide-exchange protein, putative. Bases 1 to 5343 code for a protein of 1780 amino acids. Gene Ontology annotation, biological process: regulation of ARF protein signal transduction. Gene Ontology annotation, molecular function: guanyl-nucleotide exchange factor activity. NCBI's taxonomy places the organism in Eukaryota, Metazoa, Arthropoda, Insecta, Psocodea, Pediculidae. The record is from RefSeq and is a predicted model, not a curated record. The transcript has 13 exons.